UAUUUCCAAUAUUGGGGAUAGAUUUUUCUUUGUUUCUUCCAGCACGAGAAGUGGAAAGAAAGAAUACACCGGGAGAGAAGCGAGUAGCAAAGAAAGAGGAAGAGAGGCGGAAUAUAGGCAAUUGAAGCUCCCACUGCUACGUGUAUGGCGUCUAGGGUUUCUGCUUUACACUCCCACUGAAAUCUUUACCCCAUAUUUAGUUUCUGCUGCUCCCUGUUUCAUCGUAUUCGAAACCCUAAUUCUUCAUGCACCAAUCUCCAUUGCUGUUCACUCCACUUCAAGAUUACCUUUGAAGUCGGGUCAAUUUUGCCUCACUUUGCGAUGGGCGCGCCAGAUAGAUCUCCGGCGACCUCCAAUUCUAUGCAGCGUGUCAAAGUAUAUCGUUUGAAUGAUGAUGGAAAAUGGGAUGAUCAAGGAACUGGGCAUGUUACUGUCGACUAUUUGGAGAGAUCAGAGGAGUUGGGAUUGUGUGUUUUUGAUGAAGAGGACAACGAGACUCUACUUCUACAUCGUAUUAGUUCAGAAGACAUUUACAAAAAGCAAGAAGAUACUAUAAUCUCUUGGAGAGAUCCAGAAUAUUCUACGGAGUUAGCUCUUAGCUUUCAAGAGACAACUGGAUGUUCGUACAUAUGGGAUCACAUUUGCAAUGCGCAAAGGAAUCUCCAUUUUAAUUCUCUCAACAACGAUACGUUCCACAGCAUGAACAGUGAGUUGAGGGAGUUGCCUGCAGUUGAGCUAUCAACACUGCCACUAUUACUUAAGAUUGUGGUUGAAAGUGGCAUUACAGAUCAGAUGCGAUUGGUGGAACUCAUAGUAUCUAAUCAAGAAUUUUUUAAGAAGCUGAUGGACAUAUUUCAUAUCUGUGAAGACGUGGAAAAUCUAGAUGGUCUUCACAUGAUAUUUAAAAUAGUCAGAGGGAUCAUUCUGCUGAAUAGUCCACAGAUAUUUGAGAAAAUUUUUGGCGAUGAAUUAAUCAUGGAUAUCAUUGGUUCUCUAGAAUACGAUCCAGAGGUACCUUAUGUCCAGCGUCAUCGUAAUUUUUUAAAAGAGCAUGUCAUUUUCAAAGAGGCCAUACCCAUCAGGGAUACAUUGGUCUUGUCGAAGAUACACCAAACAUACAGAAUUGGCUAUCUCAAGGAUGUUGUUUUGGCUAGAGUAUUGGAUGAGUCCACAAUUGCAAAUCUAAAUUCCAUUAUCCACGGAAAUAAUGCGCUGGUUAUUUCUUUGUUGAAGGAUGACAAUACAUUUAUUCAGGAGUUGUUCGUUAGGCUGAAAUUGCCAACAACCUCCGAAGAAUCUAAGAAGAAUUUGGUACAUUUUUUGCACGAGUUUUGCAGUUUAAGUAAAAAUUUGCAGAUGGUUCAGCAACUACGGCUAUUUAGGGAUCUUAUGAAUGAGGGAAUUUUUGAUGUUAUUGCUGAUGUAUUACAAAGUCAAGAUAAAAAGUUUGUACUGACUGGGACAGACAUCCUUAUUCUUUUCUUGAACCAAGAUCCUAAUCUUCUACGUUCUUACGUUGUUAGGAAGGAAGGGAUUCCACUCUUAGGACUAUUGGUUGAAGGCCUGAUUACAGAUUUUGGGGAGGAGAUGCACUGUCAGUUUUAUGAAAUCCUUCGUUGUUUACUGGAUUCCUGCACUUUAUCAGGAGCGCAGAGAGAAACUGUUAUCGAGAUGUUCUAUGAGAAUCAUUUGGGUCAAUUAAUUGAUGUUAUAACAGUUUCAUGCCCUUCAGAAGGUCUUUAUCCGUCAAGCAACAAAAUUGGGAACUCUGGUGUAUUAAAGAAUCAGAGCACUGUAAAGCCUGAAAUACUAUCCAACAUAUGUGAAUUGCUUUGCUUUUGUGUUCUGCACCAUCCUUAUAAAAUAAAGUGCAACUUUCUCGUGAAUAAUGUCAUAGAUAAAGUUUUGUUACUUACUCGAAGAAAAGAAAAGUAUUUGGUUGUUGCAGCUGUUCGGUUUGUUCGUACUAUUUUAUCUCGCCAUGAUGAUGAUCUGAUUAGCCAUUUUAUAAAAAAUAAUCUUCUAAAACCAAUUAUAGAUGCGUUUGUUGCUAACGGGAAUCGUUACAACCUGCUCAAUUCUGCUGUUUUAGAUCUAUUCGAGUUUAUCCGCAAGGAAAACCUUAAAUCUUUGGUUAAGUACAUAGUCGAUUCAUUCUGGAAUCAGUUGGUUCAGUUUGAGUAUUUGGCUUCAAUUCAGUCUCUAAAAGUUAAAUAUGAGCAGUGCUUAGAUGAUUUUGGCACAAGAGGUACAACUAAUAACGUGUUAGACCCUAGAAAAAGAAUUGAGGAGCGUGCUUUGGAGAAAGAAGAAGAGGAUUAUUUUAAUGAAGAGAGUGAUGAAGAGGAUACUGCAACUGCAUCUGUUUCAAAUGUACAGAAAGCGCAAUCUCCACCUGUUCUAUGUAAUGGAGUUGCUGCAGCUUAUCCUUCACCAAGUCCUCGACCUGGUGGACUUGUUGACUAUGACGACGAUGAAGAUGAUGAAGACUACAGACCACCGCCAAGAAAACAACCAGAAACCUUGGAUGACGAUGAUGGAGCAUUGCACACCCUCAGGUUGAAGCGGAAACCCGUUCACAAGGAUAAAGAAUCUGAGAAGGUAAAGAAGCAGCGACUGGGAAAAAAUCCUAAGACGAAAGAUGGGGUAUUUGCUGUCUUGUGUUCGACACUGAGCCAGGCAGUUCUGCCUAAUAAGAAUACAGUGAGCUCCCAGCAUUCUAGGCCCAAUUCAAUUGAUGGGAACAUGAGUUCAGAUCAAGAGAGUUGCAAAGUCAACGAUCAGAAUGCUAUAAGAAGCUCAACUGAUCGCGACAGUAAUUUGGGUGAGGAGAACCAGACAGAAAGCCAACCAAUUUCUUCUAAAAAGUGUUCUGAACCAUUGCUUAAACCAUCAGAUAAUAGACAGUUGAAUGGAGAAGACUGUUCAUUGGUUCCUCCAAACUCGUCACCUGAAAUGACUGUAAAUGGAUCAUAGGUUAUUUCUUUGCAUCAGGAUCAGGAUGAUUGCGAUUUUCUUCCAUUGUUGUUUGCCUUGUGAAUAUGCUUUGUGCGAAAAGGGAUGCGGGCUAGUCUUGGAACUCGACUAAUUCGAAAAGGAAGAAGGAACGAAUUGGCUUUCAAGGCUUUCCAUCCAAGGCAAGGAGCUGCUAGUUGAUGAUGGCUGUAUAAUAGUACUGACAGUGAUGAAUGGGAAGCUACUCGUGUUUGCAUUUGGGCGCUCGUUGCUUUAAGUUGAACAGUUGUUGGCAUCAAUUUUGUUAUCUGAUUUCAACCCUCCCCCCACCCCAAACGUAAAAGAGAUAGGGUGUAUACAAAUAUUUAUAUCCAUGGGUUCGUUCAGCUGUGUAAACUAAUGUGAUUCAGUAGAUUAGGGACACUCAGGCAGAGGCUUGCAAGUCCCUACCAAAAAGGAUAUGGAUUUUAGUACUCAAUUCAGUUUGAGGUGGAGUGUGAAUUCACUUGGUCAAAUUUUAUCUUUACGUUCUCCUGAA
Messenger RNA from Momordica charantia (bitter melon), 3493 nucleotides. RefSeq lists its product as uncharacterized. The record is from RefSeq and is a predicted model, not a curated record. Gene Ontology annotation, biological process: protein dephosphorylation. NCBI's taxonomy places the organism in Eukaryota, Viridiplantae, Streptophyta, Magnoliopsida, Cucurbitales, Cucurbitaceae. Gene Ontology annotation, cellular component: nucleoplasm; protein phosphatase 4 complex. Gene Ontology annotation, molecular function: protein phosphatase activator activity.